Molecule: messenger RNA, 2404 nt
Organism: Durio zibethinus
Lineage: Eukaryota; Viridiplantae; Streptophyta; Magnoliopsida; Malvales; Malvaceae
Source: RefSeq, a predicted model, not a curated record
UCCUUCCGUUUCUCUUGAAAAGAAGUUAGACAAAUCUAAAAAAGCGGGAGAGAGAUAAAGGAGAAAAAACAACAACAAAAAAAAAAAAGGGAAAAACUCAUUGAAUCAUAGCCGUAGAUUAACUUCUCAUCGCUGUGUCUCCACCGUAAACUCUCAGUAGCGGCGGUAGCUCUCUUUCGGUCGCUGCUCCGCCGUCCAUCUCCUCAUCGCUGCCAACAGUAUCAGGUCACUUCCUCAAUGUAGCGGUUUCACUACAUUUUAUAUCUGCUUUUGGUUUACACAAUCUGUUCCGAUGAAAAUUUAAGAGUUACCAAUUGAAUUCAGCUGGGUUGAUUAUGAACGUUUACAACAUCAGUUUUUCCAAUCAUGUUUUGCCAGCAUUUGAUUUUGGCGUCUGCUUGAGAGAGAAGCUCUCUGCUGUCGCCAUCUCCAUUGCUGGCACUGAAUUCUAUCAGUUCUCCUCUUCCUUUCACGUAUCUUGAGCCAAACUGCUCUGUAUAUAACUGGAUGGCUGUCGCAGCAUUUAAGAGACUGUUUAACGGUGAAUGUCGUGGAAAUAAUAGGAUGGAUAGAAAACCCUCUGGAAGAAAACGUGUAUUUGUUCAGACUGAAACUGGCCGUGUUUUGGGUAUAGAGUUAGAUAGUAGUGACAAUGCCCAUACUGUGAAAAGGAAACUACAGGUUGCUCUUAAUGUCCCAAUAGAGGAGAGGUCUCUCAUCUAUGGGGAUGUGGUGCUGAAGAAUGAUCUAAGUACUGUCAGAAAUGAUUCUCCACUUCUUCUCACGAGAAACUUCAUGCACAGAAGCUCAUCUAGCCCAUGUCUCUCACCCACGGGAAAGGAUAUUCAGCAGAGAGAUCAGAGUGGUCCAAUUGAGAUAUUAGCGUGUUCAAAUCACUUUUCCAGUACAAAAAAAUUGGUAAAGGAAAUUGUGAAGGCCAUGAAGAUUGGGAUCGAUCCCAUUCCAGUAUGCGGUGGGCUUGGAGGUGCCUACUAUUUUCGAAAUUGUCAGGGUGAAAAUUGUGCAAUUGUGAAACCAACUGAUGAAGAACCUUAUGCUCCAAACAACCCAAAAGGUUUUGUUGGCAAAGCCCUUGGGCAGCCAGGACUGAAACUCUCUGUACGUGUUGGGGAGACUGGCUUUAGGGAGGUAGCAGCUUAUCUUCUUGACUACGAUAACUUUGCCAAUGUGCCCUCCACUGCUCUUGUGAAGGUCACACACUCUAUUUUUAAUGUCAAUGACAGAGUGAACGGUAACAAGCAGCAAGAGCAAAAGGUGGUUAGCAAGAUUGCUUCUCUGCAGCAGUUCAUCUCUCAUGAUUUUGAUGCCAGUGAUCAUGGGACUUCAAGCUUUCCAGUUGCAGCUGUGCAUAGGAUAGGGAUAUUAGAUAUUCGCAUCUUGAACACUGAUAGGCAUGCUGGAAAUCUUCUGGUUAGGAAAAUUGAUGGAGAUGGAGGACUUGGUCAAGUGGAGCUUGUUCCAAUUGAUCAUGGCCUAUGCCUUCCGGAAAAUCUAGAGGACCCUUACUUUGAAUGGAUCCAUUGGCCACAGGCAUCAAUUCCUUUCUCCGAGGAUGAGCUUGAAUAUAUAUCUCGCCUUGAUCCAUUUCGAGAUUCUGAAAUGCUUAGAAUGGAGCUUCCAAUGAUUCGAGAGGCAUGUCUUCGUGUCUUGGUUGUUUGCACAAUUUUCCUCAAGGAAGGAGCACUUUUUGGUCUGUGUUUAGCUGAGAUCGGUGAGAUGAUGAGCAGGGAGUUUCGAGGUCAGGAGGAGGAGCCAAGUGAGCUUGAGUUCAUAUGUAUCGAGGCAAGGAGAUUGUUAGAGGAAAGGAAUAUGUUUUUUGAGGAUGUGAAAGCUGAUGAAAAUGUGUUUCAGUUUGAAAUUGACUGUGAGGAAGAGGAGGUAGAUUUAACUUCUAAUGUAGAAAAGAAAUUGGCGUCCCAUGCUUGUUGUAGGCCUCUAGGUGGAGAUAUCCGGAUUCCACUUUCCAAGCCAGAUGAGAAUAUGGAGGAUUGGACAGAGGAUGAGGAGAAAGUAAAACCUCCAAGGUCAGAUGAAUAUGCUUUUGUUGCUCAGGACUGGGCUUCAACCGUUCCUAGACUGUCAAUGAAAAAUGUGAGUAUUGGAGAAAAGAGUUGGAGGCAUGAGGGUGCCAUGCAGAAAAGUGGCUAUUUAGCUGGCACGUCAUCUGGAAACAGAAGUGUGAGUGAACAGCUACCUGGAAACACAAGUUUUGUGAAACUUGCUGAUAUGAGUGAAGAGGAGUGGAUACAGUAUCUUGAGAAUUUCCAGAAUUUGCUCUACAUGGCAUUUUCUAGUCGUAAAUCAAAGAGUGUGGGUCAGAGGCAGAGACAGAGGCUUGGAACUUCAUGCCAGUUUUGAGUAGUUAAACAUUUCAAAUCGUAGA